AUGGGAUUGUUCUCCAAGAAAAAGGUUAGAUCACAACAUGACUUGAAUUUUCCUUGUUUGAAUUUGAGAGUGACACCAGCGGUAGUGCCAUUACCAGGUGUGCUAUAUCGCAUUACAAUUCCGAGAUCAGAGGCAGCAUCCAUCUUAUCCGAAUUCAAGAAGCACCCAAAAUUGCAAGCACAGCAGAUUCUAAAGCAUAUCAGAACCUUUGAAAACGGUCAAAAUGUUAUAAAUGAUACUGUCUAUGAAUCUCUUAAGUAUUUUCAAGAAAACUAUUCACCACAAGAUAACUCCCCACUAUAUGUAUGCCUGGUCUCUUCAAGUGGUGUAAGCUGUUCCUAUGGUUGCAUCUCUAAAAUAUGCGGAGUUACUAUCCAAAGUAAAACAAUAGUAAUUUCAUUUAAGGGACUGAUGAGAGCCGAAGUUCAGAAUACUCUCUUAAACUAUACCAAUAAGCUAUGGGCUAGCCCGAUAACUAUCUCAGACGAGUUGGGGUUGAUAGAAAAAGAACACGAACAGUUGCAGAAAGCUGUGCAUCAAGCUUACAACGAAUUUCAUACAGUUGAUAAGGUUAUUGAAGAUUUCAAAAGUCAGUAUAGAAAAGCAAACAAUAAUAAUGAUGCUUACGGACACCUCCUACUCUUGUCCCCGUUAGCAAACACACUUUAUUUUCAACUGAAUCGUUCACAGUUUUCGAAAUCCUGGAGUUUGCUCAAGAACUUGUUUCUAGAUGCCGCACAAACCAAGAGCGGUCCCGAACAAGUACAAGAGUUUUUGACAUUAAUGGAUAUUACUAUGUCAUUAUUACCCACCACUUUUUCACAACGAGCAGAGUUCUUAUCUAUAAGCAGCGCAAAAGAAAGAUUCGAUAUAUUUUUGAAGCUUUUAAAAUCCUUUGAGUCAACGAUCUUGGAGACCUUAAAUGCAACAAAGUUUGUGCUUUAUCAUUUCCAAAAUUCGAGUGAUUUUGAUAGGUCUUUACUAAUAGCUAAACAACUUGAAUCCUUGAAAUUUUUUCUGGGUAGUAUCCAAAGAACACAAUCAAAUAAAGAUAUAAAGAAGCAACUAUCCACAGGAAGGCAAACAAGCGGUAUUCUUGAUGAGAAAACGUCAGAUGAAAAUGAUAUGAUAAGAGACUUUCUAGAUGAUCUAAAACAUAAGGGGGUCGAUCCUGAUGCGAUCAAAAUGCUUCUUAAAGACUUUAAAAAACUCUCGAAAAUAACUCCACAGAAUUCAGAGUAUCAAGUUCUAAGGAACUAUUUUGAUAUUAUAAUGGAUAUUCCAUUCGGGAAAAAAAUCAUCAAGAAAUCCCCUAUAGAUUUGAAGGGGUCUGAAAUUUUUUUGAAUAAGGAUCAUUAUGGGUUGGUAAAUGUUAAAAAACGUUUACUGGAAUAUCUAUCAGUUUUGAAAUUAAACGAAAGACUGAAAUCAAAAUCACCAACUUCAUCAAAGGCGCCUAUUCUUCUACUGGUUGGUCCCCCAGGAGUUGGGAAAACUUCAAUAGCCAAGUCAGUCGCAGAAGUUCUUGGAAGGAAAUUUCAACGAAUCUCACUAGGGGGCAUACAUAAUGAAGCUGAUAUUAGGGGUCAUAGGAGGACGUACGUUGGCUCGAUGUGUGGCCUGAUUGUCAACGCUUUACGGAAAAGUUCCUGUAUGAAUCCUUUGAUUUUACUUGAUGAAAUCGAUAAGGUACUGAAUGGCCAGGCUGGCGGACAUGGCGCAAGAAUAAACGGGGAUCCCGGUGCCGCCCUUUUGGAAGUGUUAGAUCCCGAGCAGAAUAACAGUUUCGUAGAUCACUACGUGGGAUUUCCACUAGACUUGUCGGAUGUUUUGUUUUUCUGCACUGCUAACCGUUUGGAUGAAAUAUCCGAACCUUUACUUGAUCGGAUGGAAAUCAUUGAAAUACCAGGUUACAACCCCGAAGAAAAGAUCGAAAUUGGUUCCAAGUACCUACUUCCAAAGCAAAUAAAAGCUAACGGCCUGACUAAAGUAAAUGUUAAUAUAAAACUGACAGAAGAAGCUUGGAAAAACCUCGUUUUCCAAUAUAUAAGGGAACCUGGUGUGAGAAAUUUGGAGCGAAAACUUGCAACGAUCGCUAGGGGUAAAGUGGUCGAAUUCGUUGAGAAUGAAAAAGAAAAUCAAGAAGAAAUCAUUGAAAGUGAUCAAUUAAUCAAAUACCUAGGCUUACCGAUGCAUCCGCUAUCCAAAGAUUUGAUGCAAAAAAUCAAAUUUGCGGAGAGGUAUGGGGUGGUUAAUGGCCUAGCUUAUAACUCAGAUGGUACGGGCAGUGUAUUGAUAUUUGAAGUCGUUUCAAAGGGCCGAACAAGGGACGAGCUAGGACCAAGGGUGAGUACAACGGGAAACUUAGGGUCAAUUUUAAAUGAAUCAAUUCAAAUUGCAACAACACUAGUCAAAUCAAUAAUACAAAGAGGCCUCAUCAGAGAUUUAUCUUCAAAGAUAGCAAGUAAAUUUUUAUCCUCUGAUCUGCAUCUUCACGUGCCGAUGGGCUCGGUAUCUAAGGACGGACCAAGUGCUGGUGUUGCUAUAGCGCUGUGCUUGUUAUCUAUGGCAUUAACCAAACCUGUUCCUGCAGAUCUCUGCUUGACAGGGGAAAUUACUUUAAGAGGCAAAGUAUUGCCAAUCGGAGGCGUGAAGGAAAAACUUUUAGGGGCUCAGAUGUAUGGAAUGAAGACAGUCUUGAUACCUGGUUCUAACAGAUCUGACGUCAUCGAAGCGGUGAUGGAUCCACAAGAGUUCCAAUCUAGCUUAGAAAAUGAAGAUUUGCCUGAACUGAAUGUGGUAAAUUCAAAGAUGAAUUUAAAUGUGCAUUAUGUUGAGGAUUUUUACGAUGUAAUUACCCAUUGUUGGUCGGCAAAGGUCACUGCACAUGACGUAUUACUAGGACCUGCCAGAGCAUCUCUUUGA
This is a messenger RNA of Lachancea fermentati, 2925 nucleotides long. Lineage: Eukaryota; Fungi; Ascomycota; Saccharomycetes; Saccharomycetales; Saccharomycetaceae. The record is from the annotation of a GenBank genome assembly.